Molecule: messenger RNA, 1553 nt
Organism: Pistacia vera
Lineage: Eukaryota; Viridiplantae; Streptophyta; Magnoliopsida; Sapindales; Anacardiaceae
Product: indole-3-pyruvate monooxygenase YUCCA2-like
Exons: 4
Coding region: 237-1553 (438 amino acids)
Biological process (GO): auxin biosynthetic process
Molecular function (GO): N,N-dimethylaniline monooxygenase activity; NADP binding; flavin adenine dinucleotide binding
Source: RefSeq, a predicted model, not a curated record
AAUAUCUCUAUCAUCUAUUUGUGGAUAAGAUUAAUACCAUGUCUCAAAUUUCAACCUAAUCUCCAUCCACUAUAUAUAUUACACGAUAUCGAGUUUAACAGUUUGUGCCGAAGAGUGAGUUAUACAGUUUGUGUCAAAGAGUGAUUCUUCAUCCUAGUUAUCUUUGAAGCAUAGAUUAGUUGCGGCAACUUUUGGUUAGCUAGCUAGUUGUGUUGAUCAAAUUGUGCGGUUUAAUUAUGGAUAACUUGAAGGAAGUAGAAGGAAAAAGAAUCCAUGACAAGAAGAUGGGCGCAUCAGCAAGGUGCUUAAUGGUGACUGGACCUGUCAUAGUUGGUGCUGGCCCAUCGGGCAUGGCGACUGCUGCUUGCCUUAAAGAAAAAGGAAUCCCUAGCUUGAUUCUUGAAAGGGCUAAUUGCAUAGCUUCCUUAUGGCAGCACAAAACCUAUGAUCGCCUUCGACUUCAUCUCCCUAAGAAUUUCUGUGAACUCCCUCUCAUGCCAUUCCCAGAAAGCUUCCCUUCUUAUCCAACCAAACAGCAGUUCCUAUCCUACUUAGAUGAUUACGCUAACCACUUUGGUUUGGAACCAGUUUUUAACACGACUGUGGUGAAUGCUGAAUAUGACCAUCGCUGUAGGUUUUGGAGAAUUAAGACUUUGGGGCUCAAACAAGAAGAGACUGAGUAUAUAAGUCAAUGGUUGAUUGUUGCCACUGGAGAGAAUGCAGAGGAGGUUAUGCCACAUAUUGAAGGAACGGAAAAUUUUGGAGGGCCUAUUCUUCACUCUAGCUCGUACAGGUGUGGAGAAACAUUUCGUGAAAAGAGCGUACUGGUAGUUGGAUGUGGGAAUUCAGGCAUGGAGGUGUCUUUGGAUCUCUGCAACUACAAUGCUCGUCCAACCCUCGCCGUUAGAAAUGCGGUGCACGUUUUGCCUCAAGAGAUAAUAGGGAUAUCAACUUUUGGAUUAUCUAUGUCCUUGCUCAAGUGGCUGCCCGUACGCCUCGUGGAUCAAUUUUUACUUCUAAUGUCGUGGUUUCUGCUCGGAGACACUGCUCAAAUUGGACUCAUUCGCCCCAAGCUUGGCCCUCUUGAACUAAAGAAUUUGUUCGGCAAGACACCUGUAUUAGAUGUUGGAACAAUAGGAAAAAUCAAAAGUGGGGAUUUUAAGGUAAUUCGACAAGGAAUUAAGAGACUGAAAAAAGAUAGCGUGGAGUUCAUUGAUGGGAAGGAUGAGAAGUUCGAUGCUAUCAUUCUAGCUACGGGUUUCAAAAGCAAUGUAGUAUCUUGGUUGAAGGAGACCGAUAUGUUUUCGCUGAAUAAUGGGAUGCCCCGGAAGCCAUUUCCAAAUGGAUGGAAAGGCGAGAAUGGGCUGUAUGCGGUAGGAUUUACUUACCGUGGCCUACUUGGUGCCUCUAUUGUGGCAAGAAAAAUUGUUGAAGAUAUUGAGCAUGAUUGGAAAGCUGAGGCCGCAAAUUUCCUGGCCUUCACUCGUGCCUCUCUGCCACAAUCUGAAUUAGAAGCGAAAGAAAUCAUCAAAAUUGAUAGAACUUUCUACUAA